AUGGUCCCUCCUGUAGCCAGAAAAGCAUACCCUUGGGAUCCUGGAGGUGUAGCAACAGAGGAAAGCGCUCGCUGGAGUUUCGUCAGCGGUCUUGUCAUCGGCCGCCGACUCCCUCGCAACGAGUCCAAUCUCAACGUCAAAAUCAUUCCCGACAUUGUCGGCGGUGCCCCCCGCGCCGAACUAGGGGGGAGAAAGGCGCAGCCCUGA
This is a messenger RNA of Neurospora crassa OR74A, 207 nucleotides long. RefSeq lists its product as hypothetical. NCBI's taxonomy places the organism in Eukaryota, Fungi, Ascomycota, Sordariomycetes, Sordariales, Sordariaceae. The transcript is spliced from 3 exons. Bases 1 to 207 code for a protein of 68 amino acids. The record is from RefSeq and is a predicted model, not a curated record.